Messenger RNA from Prunus armeniaca (apricot), 258 nucleotides. Lineage: Eukaryota; Viridiplantae; Streptophyta; Magnoliopsida; Rosales; Rosaceae. The record is from the annotation of a GenBank genome assembly.
AUGCCAAUCGACAGAAGCUUCAGAGGUAACAGUCAGAGUCGGGUUUGGGAUAUGUGCGUCAGUCGUGUUUGGGGUGGAGUUCGGGUUCGAAUUCUGGUUCCGGUUAUGUAUCUUCAAGAACUAAGUUAUCUGAUAGGCCAGUUCGAUGAAGUUCGGUUGACAAGAAGAAGUAGAAUCAGUGGUGCUACCUUCAUGUUGGAGGAAAAGAUCUUUAUCCCUCAUGAUGGUUGUGAUGUGUUAAAAAAUAAGAGUCAGUAA